Molecule: messenger RNA, 7337 nt
Organism: Nomia melanderi (Alkali bee)
Lineage: Eukaryota; Metazoa; Arthropoda; Insecta; Hymenoptera; Halictidae
Gene: Pcf11
Product: Pcf11 cleavage and polyadenylation factor subunit
Biological process (GO): mRNA 3'-end processing; termination of RNA polymerase II transcription
Cellular component (GO): cytoplasm; mRNA cleavage factor complex
Molecular function (GO): mRNA binding; RNA polymerase II complex binding
Source: RefSeq, a predicted model, not a curated record
UAAUCCCGUUAGAAGGUACAAAGGAAUGGCAGCCAUUUUACGUGGAUAUCCCGUUCAGUGUAAGCAGUAGAAUCCGCGUGAUUAUCACGGAAAGUCAAAAUAAUCGUCGAUUCGGGAUAUUCCUGUUGUUCGAAAUGCGUUAGAAAAGGUAAAUGUUGAUCAGUGUUGCUUAUCGUGUUCUCGAUAAUACUCGCCGGCUGCACGUGAAGUCUGUGAAACCGAAUGUCGUUCAAGUUCGCUGAACGGGCGUUGAAGAAAUCCAGAUGCGUGCUCGCUAUUCGUGUACACUUUGGUAUUUGUGCUGAACUUCUAGAAUUGUAAAUAUCACUGUCAAUUUGACGAAGAUUUGUUGCACUUAUCGACUGGCAACAUCAUGACGUCAACAAAGUCUAAGGAGAUAGCAGAUGAGUAUAUCUCAUCGCUGUCUGACUUGACGAUCAAUAGCAAGCCAUUGAUUAAUAUGCUUACAAUGCUGGCAGAAGACAACAUUGAACAUGCACCGGCAAUUGUGCAAGCAGUCGAGAAUCAUCUACAAAAGGUGAGAAGUGACAUCAAAUUGCCUGUUUUAUAUUUGAUUGAUUCAAUCGUGAAGAAUGUAAAUGGAGCAUAUUUAAAUCUCUUCACACAAAAUAUUGUAAACACUUUUUGUGGAGUGUUCGAGAAGGUGGAUGAGAACACACGAGCCAGUAUGUGGAAGUUGAGGCAAACAUGGAAUGAUGUAUUCCCUGCGAAAAAGUUAUUUUCUUUGGAUGUACGGGUGCAAAGUAUUGAUCCUGCCUGGCCAAUCACUGCCUCCCCUACUAGUGUUUCUUCAGGAUCUAUACACGUGAAUCCUCGAUUUUUCUCGAUGCCUCAACAGUCUGCAACUACGAUUGUAUCACAACCAAUUGUGGCACCUGUUAAACUGCCUCCGGGUGAUCCCGUAACACCAACGGAAGCAGCAAUGCGGGAGCAGUUACUAAAGAAACAACGAGAAUUAUUAGAAUUACAGAAGAAAAAGAUUGAAUUAGAAUUACUUCAGGCUAAAGCUAAUUUAGAACAACAACAACGGCAGUUGGAUAAGCAAGCGGGAAAUUUGAAAGCAGAAUUGGUUGCAGCUACUACUCAUGUGAUACCGCCCAGCGUGGAUACUAUUACACAAGGAAAGUGUGUUACACCUACAAUACCAGCUCAAACACCAAAACCAGUAACAAAACAGUUUCCAGCAGCGACUGCGUCACUUCUGAAAAAUGCAGGGACGAACAAUGGUCCACGAAUCGCACCGGCUAGUAGUAUAGCAGUAGCGUCAGCUAAGCCUGUGUCUCGUGAUCCAAGAUUAAAGACGACACCAACUCAAGAUGUACCAGUUUCAAGCGUUGAUCCUCGACAGCGAAUAAGUACACCAACUCAAAAGGAUACGCGGGGUGAAGGCCAAACGCAGCUAGCGGCAAAUACAAACACUGUACUUUCAGAUCAAUUAAAACAGCAGUUACUUUCGAAACAGGCUGUGACUAGCACUAUCAACAAGUCUCCAACAAAUCUUGCCGGCUCCGAUACUGCGACGAUAAACGCUAGUAAUAACAAUAAUGCUAAUACGAACCUCAACAAUAAUAAUAACAAUAAAAAUUUCAGUGGUAACGCAAAUAAAGAUGCUGUGUCGCAUCGAACAAGUCAAAAGAAAGACCCUCGAUUGUCUAGUAAUAGUAGUGGUAACCUAAACAGUAAUAGCUUGAAAGGUUCUCAGAUUUCAUCUGAGCUAACUAGUAGUUCUGCAACAUUAUCCGUGAGCUGUAGAGGAAGUGGCAGUAGCGAUUCCAAGGCGAAAGACUCGAAGAGCUCCAACUCACGGAGCUCUUCGUCGUCAACGGUCGAGAAAUCUUCCACUUCCUCGAAGUCCUCGCAUAGGAAAAUAGUUAACAAGUCGCGAUCUAAACAACCUCAGACAUCUCCGAAUAAGAUACCGAAAAUCGACAGAGACGUUAGUCCUGUUAGGUCCAAAUCUCGUGAAAAAGACAGUGGAGACAGUUCACCAUCCUCGCGUACCUCUCCCCAAUCCUUUCAAACCUCUAAAAAUCGAAAGAAGAACACGAAAUCGAGAAAGCGCAGCCCAAGUCCUCCAUAUAGAAUUCCCAGGCGUAACGAUACAAAAUCCAAUUCAAGUGUAAGCAGUUCCGGCGGUGUCACUGAGGAGGAGCAAUCUGGUUCACUGAUAGUCUCUCCUCCUCAUCCACCCGCGUUCAAAGAAAUUCGUCCAAACGCUAGACAAAGAAAUUACGUAAGGCGAAAUAAGGACGGCAGUCUUAGUCCCGAGCGAUCUCCAGCAAAUGCUGGAAACGCUCAAGCUACCGUGGAACCAACUUUGGAGUCAUCCAGCAAAGAUGAAGACUUGAGAGCAUCGCUACCUCUUCCAGGUGCAACUGCUUCUGUACCAGAAAAGAAAGAAGACUUAGAUUUACGUGUGUUGCCACCGCCUGUUAAUACCAACAAGAGGCAAAGUUCGGAACACAUGGAGUCAGCUAUAGCUAAAAAAACCAAGACCGAGAAAUUUGAUGCAUUGUUCGGAAAUGAGGAUGUGGAUCUGCGUACUCUAACUCAUCCUAAAGCUGGACGGCCGCCGACACCUCCUCCGCCUGUAAUAUCGGGUGAAGAUGGCAAAGAUGGAUGGGCGAAAUUGAAAACCCCUUCAAAGAGCGAUAGAGAUAAGCAAGCGAAUAACACCGACGACAAGAGGGAUAGUAGAGACCGGAACAGGGACAGAUUGGGUAGACUCAGGCUUUAUAAUAAGCUUCCUGAUGAUCCUAAAGAAAGAAGAAGAACAUUGUCUAACGAAGACCAAGAUAACAGACCAGGACGACGAGGUCGGGAGAAUGAUAAACCUGAAAGAAAUGAAGAUAGAAAUAUUGAAAUAAUAAUGAAACAGGCUGCCGAACAAUUGAAUCAGGGCUCUAUUACUAAAACGCAAUACAAUACUCUGAUUCAAGAAGUUCUACACAUGAGCGAGGACCGCAAGUUGAGAGCUGCGCAACGUAAAGAGAAGGAAGUAGGUUGUAUCGUUUGGGAGAAAGGUGUAAAUUUGGAUAUAGCCGGUGGUCCGGGAGACCGUGCAUCAACCUUCAGUCCAUCAAGCGAUAAAGAAGUUAUGAGAGGUAAAGAGCAUCCGAUCCCACGAAAUGCAAAUGGCCCAAGGUGGCAAAAUCAACCAUGGCAACAACCGGGACCAUGGGCUCAUCCGCCAGGGCCAGCGUAUGGUCCUCAAGGACACUUCAAUUCGGAUUUCCGACCUGUCGGUCCAUGGCAAAAUCCAAGACAUUUUGGACCAAUGCGUCCAGAUUAUCAGUAUCACGGUGGUUUUAAUCAUAACCUUGGUCCGAAUCCUCGUUUGGGACCCGGCAUUAUCGGACCUAUGGGGCCUAACGGACCUCUGAUGUCGAACCUUCUGCCCAAUGGUCCAAUUGGUCCAAUGGGUAUACCUAAUCCAGCGAUAUCUCUGUCAGGCAUAAAUGGACCCGGAAUGAUGAUGAAUAAUGGGCCAAUAUCAAAUCUUAUGUCAAAUCCAAACAUAACUUCUUUAGCCACGAGAAAUGUAUCGCCAAAUUCAACCUCCAAGUACGACCUUGAGGAUGGCGAUCAAAAUUAUUCCAGUACAAUUGUAAAGAAUACCAAUCCCCAUAGCCGUGAAUUACCACCGCCAGAUCCGAAAUUGUUGGACGAAAUAGCAAGAGAUACUAUGAAAUCUAUAAACAUUGAUAAUAUACCACGUGAAAUUCGAUACUAUGGCCAAACAGGAGUAGUCUUCAUGAAUUGGGAUGAUCCGAGAGAAAUUGGAUUCCAAGACGGUAUAAGACGGAUUUUAAUUGAUGACAAAGAUACUAUAACUUGCGCAUUUAACGAUCAAUACAAAGAAUUUAUGUACGAAGGUGAAGUUCAUAGAAUUAAAUUAGGUGCGCCCACGAGAGAAUUGUAUGUCGAUGAUAGAUGGUACGAAUGUUAUUUCGGUGGUAUGCCUAUAACGAUAGAUUUGGGUGGUAAGAAAGUUAGUAUCAAACUUGAAGGACCGCCGCCACAAGUUAAAAUUGGUACUGUGAAGAGAACAGAUUUGGUGGUUGCUAAAAUUAAUCUGAUUAUCAAUGCGAGGAAUAUGGUUCCCGUCUUUUUAGAUGCGAAGCCACAAAUAUUUGAAAUCGAAGGAAAGCCUCAUACACUCGAAUUUAUAGACUCGUUACAAACUGUUCUACUGAAUGGACGUCCAUUUAAAGUUGAAUUUGGAGGACUGCCUAAGCCUAUCAUUGUUAGAGAUAAAAAGCAUUUUAUAAGGUUUUCGGUAGUGCCAAGAGGAGUUCGGCCAGGUUAUGUUAAAAUUGCUGGCAUGAGAGGCGAAGAACCUAUCGAAUCGCCGCCCACUCCGCCUCUAUUAACCCAGAAACCAAAAGUAUCGGAUACAACUACUGCACCAGCACAAUUCUCGACCGUCGAACCCGAGUCAACGUCGCAAGAUGGUUCUGAUCUUAGAUCUACUCCUAAACCGGACUUGCAAUUGGAUAUGUUGUCUUCGGUAUUACCAUCCGCAAUGGCCCCAGCAUCUGGUCUGUCGUAUCAAGCAGAACCAGCGGAAAAUCCAUCGUCGACUGCUCCAGCAUUAUCGUUACCGUUGAACAUGAACGAGUUGUUCCAGAGACUCGUUGAAACUGGUAUUGUACCAAACCUCUCGGAGCAGAAGAAACCAGAAGAAGAAGAAGAAAAGAAGGAACCGGAAAUUAUCCCCGUCUCAUUCGAUAAGCCAGAGACGCUAAAAGUUAAACAACCAGCGAUCGCAGCAGCAUUAUACAGUGGAAUGCAGUGCAGCUCCUGCGGUGCUAGAUUUGCGCCUGAAUUGGCGACCCGUUACAGUCAUCAUUUAGAUUGGCAUUUCAGACAAAAUAGGCGAGAAAGAGAUUCUGCGAGGAAAGCUCAUUCACGACCUUGGUACUAUGAUGUUAGCGAUUGGAUACAAUUUGAAGAAAUUGAAGAUCUGGAGGACAGAGCACAAAGUUGGUUCGAAACGGAGAAACAAACGGCAGAUACAGAAGGUAUUGCACCAGAAGACUCUCCUCAGGAAACAUUGCAACCUAGUGUUCCUACGGGAUCUGAUGAGGAUUCCAGGUGUCAAGUGUGCCAUGAUGCAUUUGAACAAUUUUACAAUGAAGAGAAGGAAGAAUGGCAUUUAAGACCGGCAAUUAAUUUCGAAGGAAAGAAUUACCAUCCACUGUGUUUAGAGGACUACAAGGAAAAGAGUCUUGUGAGAGCUUUGGAAAAAUCCGCGCUAGCGCUUGAAGAAACCAUUGAAGAAAUGGAGGAUGAAAAGAAGGAAAAUUCUGACGAUACGUUAGUAGAAGAAAAUAAAACUGAAGAGUUAAGCAUGGAAACGUUGCUUCCUGAAAAUGAAACAGCAGCAGAUACCUCCGAUGAAGCGAUGGAAGAGGCUGUUCAGGAAGAAACGUCUGAAGUUAUUCAAAAAGAAGAUGAAGCCAUGAUUGUAGAUAGCAUGGAUAUAGAGCAAAACGAAAAAGUGGAAGAAGAGCAAGAACUGCAAAAGAAUAACGAGGAAUCUAUUCAUGGUGAAGCCAUGGAGAAAGAGGUUGUGCCUACAACCACUGAAACGGAAGAAUCCCAAACAGAGAUUGUAGAUAAACCGUUUGAAAAUAUUAAAAUCAAAGAAGAGCCACUUGACGAGCCCGAGGAGCAGUUGGAAGAAGAACAAUUUGAUUUUGCCAGCGUGGAAGUAAAAGAAGAACCUGUUGAUCCGGAGCCAGACCCAGAAGAGAGCGUAAUUGCUGAACCUGCAUCAGUUGACACAACGUACGCUGCUGUGAAAAGUUCUAUAGAUGGAAAUGUAGAAUUGGAUUCUACGCCGGCAGCGAUUCCAGCGGCGCCGUCUCGUAUUAAGAUUAAUAUUACAAAACCAUUGUGUAUCAACAAAGAACCAGAAGAACCUAAAGAGAAAGAAAAGCCUGGAACCGAGACACCUAUUGAAGAAGUAACAGAACCUUUGGUGCCUGCCUCUAUUAAGCCUGCUUUGCAAGGUAGAAAGUUGUCCAAUUUACCACCCGUGGAACGAGGACAAGAGUUGUCGGGACUCUGCUCGAUCAUGUAAAUAGUACCUGUAAUAUAUGUUUGAGACGUGUAUGCGUGCGAAAGUUUGCGUGUGACUUGGAAUGUACUUUGUGCUUAGCGCUACUUACGAUUUAAGAAUUUACGCGUUGUACAUCACACCGUUGUGCAACUUAUACGACCUGAUGAUAUACCACAGAAUUUUUGUACUUUCCCAUUUUUGUUUCUUAUCGUAUGAUUCGUGUUUUCUUAUGUAUGUAUUAUACAUAUCUUUUUGUUUUUGCAUUUCAUAUUCCCGUUUUUACCUUGAGUAUUUAUAUGUUUCGACUGCCAAUCACGGUAAAAAAAAUUGAUCACAUUCACAUAUCCCUAGUGCUUUUUAAAUAUCAUGUCGUAUAAGUUAUAAUGUAUGUAUAUCGCAAUGCGUGAGUGCGUAUAUGAGUCUGCGAGUAUGUUUAGCUCUUCAUUUUUUAAGUUUUAAUUAAGUUUAAAAGAGAACAAGAACUGUACAUAUUUAAUGUAAUCGAAAUGAUUUAACUAGAGCGAGAUACACAAUGGUAAAGUAGCAUUCCCGAAUAUGAGAAGUGCAAUCGUAUUUCAUGACAGAAACAUGUCAGAAAUGCAUCAUUGAUAUGCACAAGAGACUAAGAAUUUCAUACUGUUUGUACUUUGUAAAAAUAUUCGAAAGGUACUCGACGUGAUUGUUUUCUAGAGGUGUAAUUCUGAUUUCAUUUCACAAGAACGAAAGCAGCAAGAUUCUGCAAGUAACGAGGGAGAGAGAGAACAAGAGAGCGAGAGAGAUAUUACCCAAUUCAGUUAGAUGUACAAAUUGUGUGAUAUAUAAAAUUGUUGAUUAUGAUGUACAUAAAAAUAUCAACAUUAAAAUAAUCGCGACGAUAUUGGGUAAGGAAGAAAAACAGUUACUAUUAGAGGAAGAUUAUUUUGUUGUAUAAAAAGAAAUCUUGUUGAUUAUUCGGGGUCUGACUUCCUUUGGUUGCUUAUUUAUAAUCCUAAAUUUACCUUUCUAAAAAAAUCCCUUAUAAUAGUCGUCAUUGCUGGAAAAAAAAACUUUAGAAGUUUAAAUUUUUAACUAUACAAAAUACUUGAAGAAAUAAAAACGUAUUAAUAAGAAAGUUAUUCUUUAGUUGAGAUUUAUCUCGAUAUCCAAUAAAACUUAUUUUUAGAAAAAAAAAAGAAUAUGUAUUAAAGUUACUGUUUACUCCUUGUCCUUAGUAUAGUGAAACUUUGUAACAUUGAACGUUCACAUUACA